This is a messenger RNA of Phacochoerus africanus (Common warthog), 3083 nucleotides long. It is a transcript of the gene ING5, whose product is annotated as inhibitor of growth family member 5. Gene Ontology annotation, molecular function: chromatin binding. The transcript is spliced from 7 exons. Gene Ontology annotation, cellular component: nucleus. The record is from RefSeq and is a predicted model, not a curated record. NCBI's taxonomy places the organism in Eukaryota, Metazoa, Chordata, Mammalia, Artiodactyla, Suidae. Gene Ontology annotation, biological process: positive regulation of apoptotic signaling pathway; positive regulation of DNA-templated transcription. Bases 57 to 881 code for a protein of 274 amino acids.
UCCGCCUCCCGCGGCGCCACCGCCCGCGCAGACCCAGAGCGCGGCCGCGGACGAAGAUGGCGACCGCCAUGUACUUGGAGCACUACCUGGACAGUAUCGAGAACCUUCCCUGUGAACUUCAGAGGAACUUCCAGCUGAUGCGAGAGCUGGACCAGAGGACGGAAGAUAAGAAAGCCGAGAUCGACAUCCUGGCUGCCGAGUACAUCGCCACGGUGAAGACCCUCUCGCCCGACCAGCGCGUGGAGCACCUGCAGAAGAUCCAGAGCGCCUACAGCAAGUGCAAGGAGUACAGCGACGACAAGGUGCAGCUGGCCAUGCAGACCUACGAGAUGGUGGAUAAACACAUCCGAAGGCUGGACGCGGACCUGGCUCGCUUCGAGGCGGACCUGAAGGACAAGAUGGAGGGCAGCGACUUUGAAAGCUCCGGAGGACGGGGCCUAAAAAAAGGUCGAGGUCAGAAAGAAAAGAGGGGCUCCCGGGGCCGUGGCAGGAGGACCUCAGAAGAAGACACCCCAAAGAAGAAGAAGCAUAAAGGAGGGUCUGAGUUCAGCGACACUGUGCUGUCUGUGCACCCGUCCGACGUGCUGGAUAUGCCCGUGGACCCAAACGAGCCCACCUACUGCCUGUGCCACCAGGUGUCCUACGGGGAGAUGAUCGGCUGCGACAACCCGGACUGUCCCAUCGAGUGGUUUCACUUCGCCUGCGUGGACCUGACCACGAAGCCCAAGGGAAAAUGGUCAGUACGGUGCCAGCUCCCCUGCCGCUGGUCCUGGUCUGCAGCGGGGCUGCCUUUUCCCGUGUUCCCCUCAGUGGUGGCUGUCACUUCAGUAAAGCUGGCCAGUCCCCAGGGACAGGACCCUUUGUUGACCUGUGCUGAGUGACAGCCUGGACCGCUGCCCUCCUUGUCUCUGUGUGUGGCGCCUGGUUUUCCGCGUUGCGUGUGCAGAGGGCGGGAGCAGCCCCCGAGGCACAGUCUUCAGUGGGUGACUGGGGGGCGAGGUGCAGGAGGCUGGGAGGGCAGCGGGAGCCGUUUGUGGGACUUCCGGGGGGAGGGGCUCUGCAGGCGAGGGUCAUCCCCCGUGUUCGGGGAAAGGGCGGGACAGGCAGAGCCUGGGAACCUGGGUGACCUACCCUUGUUGCCCAUCCCUGGGUCCGCUGUGCUCCCACGGAGAUGGCAGAGCCCAGAGUGUGGGCGCUCACUGACCAGUGUCGCUCCUCUGCGGUCUGGCAAGGAUGUGCCUGCUUGGGGGCCUGGAUUGAUGCUGGUGAAUGGUGGCCUGGGGCCUGGCAGCUGCGUCGCAUGCACGUCAGCCGUCUCCCUUGUGUCUCUGGGCCGAGUCUCAGGCUCUGGAACCUGCUCGCCGGGGUCGUCAGGGGGUGCCUGUUCAUCAUGCAGUUUCCAGGGCCGCUCAGCCUGGCUUAUCCCGGGGCAGGGCCAGGGUCUGCGCCUGCCUGCUUGGGGUGCGCCAGCGGGGGGGGGGUCACCUCCAUUUUGGUCUCGGUGGCCCUGUCAUCACACAGGGAGGGCCGGUGACCCUGACUGAGAGGACACCUGCUCGUUGAUCUGUGUCUCCUCCACCGAGUUCAGGGCAGACGUGCCAGAUGGAGCAGCCACAUGGGUUUCCCUGGUGGGAGACACAUGCCCUGUGGGUCUCUUGUCUGGCGCCGUGUCGCCAGCAUCCAGCCGUCCUGGGAGAUGCCAGGCACAGGGCCUGGGCCUCCCAAGUGCAGGGCCCUCACUGCACCUCUCCUGUUGCAGGUUCUGCCCACGGUGCGUCCAGGAGAGGAGGAAGAAGAAGUAAGGGCGAGGCCGACGCCUGGGCUGAGGCCAGCGCCCACGUUUCUGCAGUUCUUGUUGCAAUAUUUUAUCUUCAUUUUAAAACUACCUUGUUCUGAACGAUCUUUAAUAACCCAAUGGCCAGUUGUCAUUCUGGAUGUUUCCUGAAACAGUCACCUGAGCCCUGUUCGCACAGAGGUGUGAUCUCAUGGGGACUUGCCCCAGUGACUUUUCCUUGUGACUCUGUACAGCCCCAGUGCCAGGGGCCCCGUGGGGACGUGACGCGGCCGUCGCCCUUGCUGGAGGUGUGAGCCUGGCCUUGGCUGCCUGUGUUUCCAGGGGCUGCUCCCCCGGGGCCCGGCCCCCGGGCACAUCUGCCGUGGAGAGCGCGGGUGUGCGGAGCCCGGGAGGGGUCGGCCACACUGCCUUUCCAUCUGGACCCCCGGUUCCCUCUGUGAGGGGUUGACUUUCUGGAGCACAUGGCUCUCCAUCAGCCCACAGGCUGUCGGUCCCUGUGACCAGGGCCAGCGAGGUGGCCGCCGUUCUCCUUCUCCGGGGGCUGCUGACGUUCUUACUGUGAAGAUGCGUCGUCGUCGUCGUCGUCGUGACAGCGUGAGGACAGUGUCUGUGUCGAAGCUGGUCCAGGUUCCUGGGAGGCGGUCAGCUUCUUAGAGCCAAGGGGACGACGGUUCUGUGCUGUGAUUUGUGAAGUUCUGGAAUGAAGCUGGGCACCUGGAGCGCACUACGUCUUUGGUCAGCUUUCGCAGGCUGGCUUGGAGCCGUCUGGGGCGUCGCGGGGAGACGGCGCGCGUUUGGUGCACUGUCGUCCGUGUGUCGUGGUUCAGAGAGUGUGACUGAGACCCUCUGGCGUGGGUCAGCAGCGGCCAGAGGCCUCCGCGGGAGGAAGGGCUUCCAGCCGGAGGUGUGCGGGUCAGACGGGAAGUGCCCAGCCAGGAAGAGGCGCACCUGCCACGGCCGCCGCUCCGCCUGUUGCCUCGUGUCGCCGUGGAGGCGGUCGGGCAGGAAGGACUGUGAGGCCGCGGCCCGGCUCCAGGGUCAGUGCAGCGUGCGUGGCCCCCUGUCCCGGGCUGCGUGGUGGGGCUGGGGGCUUCCCGGGCAGACAGCGCUCCGGAACCGAUUCCUUCCUGCCCCAGAGAAGGGGCCGCCUCUGAGCGAGUGCCAGCCGCAGCCUCGGGCUCCACCUCGGCCCGGACCCAGGGGCCUUUGUAUUUAGAAACCUAGCUUGUUGUCACCACAGGUAUUUAAAGCUUGUGGGGAAUAAACUGUGGAAAAAUGUUGUCCUUCA